CCUAUUUAAAUAGAAUUAGGAGUCUGUGCUUGUAAAGUUGUUGAAAAUUGUUUUUUGUUUUACAAUGCACAGUAAUCCAGUAAGUAUGCAGUAUUAAAGUUCUUUUUAAAAGAAGCUAAAUGUCUUUAUUCAAUGAAAGCUGCUGCUUCCAGGCAGAUAAAACAUUCUUGGGUUACAAAUGAGAGCCUGUCAUUGGCUGAUGGAAUUAUUUUUAAUCAGUGUUAGUAGUUAUGCACCUUUAUGUUUCGUAUCAAUAACUAAUUUUCCAAAAUACUUAUCAAGAACAGGGAUGAAAUUCUGACUAUCAAAGUUGGUAAGAUUUCUGCCAUUGAUUUCAGUGACACCACCACCAUUUCAUUUUGACAGUCUUCAGAAAGGUGGUUAGUCAUGUUAGUCUGAAGUCAAGCAGAAGGCAGGGCAGGGUGGAACCUUGGAGAGUAAUAUAGCCUAGUUCAUCAGAUGCUGACACUUAUGAAAUCUUAUGCUUCUCUGAACCACGUAAUCUCUAAUGUGUCAAUCUGCCAUGCCACCUUCAGGGUUUUGGGAUUGCUUUUAAACUGAUCUGAAAUGGUAGGCAUGGUGUGAGGCAGGUAGGCUAGAGCAGAUUAAAUGUAGUAGAGGUGAAAAUGAUACAGGUUUUAAUAGGAAAAAUGAAGAUAAAGUGGUAGAGUGCCUGCAUGCAGAAGAGGAAUGAAAAAAGGAGGAGUCAAAAUAGUAUUAAAAUUGUAGGGUUGGGUGGGGAAAAUGCAGGGAACUGAUAGAGAAGUUAAUAAGGGGAUUGAUGUUUGAAGCGUAAAUAAGAUGUCAAGGUGUUUGAGAUGUGGAUGCAUGAUGAAAAAUCUGAUAGGUCAGUUUGGUCAUGAGUAUAAAAAUAAUCACUGAAACUAUGUGGAGGGAAUGAGAUGAUAUAUUGAAGAAGUCCAGCCUGGAGCCUUGUUAAGGGUCUGUUAAAAGUAAGAGUUCCCCAAAGAAAUAUUGAAAAAGAAGACACUGCAGUAAGAACUUAAGGCCUCUUCUGCACUUACCAUUUUUUUGUGAAAAUCUCCCAACCCCAAAAUAGCAUUAAUGGGAGUAAUAGCAUAGGUCAUACAUUAUAUUUUGCAUGUAGUAUCUUUGGUUAAGCAGAGUUAGUUGGCCUAGUGUUUAAAAUGUUCAUGGUUGGUCUACACUAACUAACUGUUACUAACACAAAAAUCUAAAUUGUAGGCAGAGUCUGGAGAUUUCAUAGCCCUUGCAUGUGCAAGUCGGAACAAUUGACUUUAAUGGCAGAGAAGUCAGAAGAAAUAAUUACAGAGCAGAACUGACUAGAGGGAAGGCCAGUGUAAUUCAUAAAAGGUUAUGGAGGUUAGAAGAGACUGGAAAAGAAGAAAUCCUUGUCUGGAGAAGUUGGGAUGGAAAACCCAUGUAUAAGACAAACAAACAUGAAAAUGCUGUCUAGGCUCUUUCGAAUGCACGGACUUUUUGUUGCCUCUCAUCCAUGGGAAGUCAUUGUUGGGACUGUGACGUUAACCAUUUGUAUGAUGUCUAUGAAGAUGUUUACAGGCAACGAUAAGAUCUGUGGCUGGAAUUAUGAGUGCCCAAAGUUUGAAGAAGAUGUUUUGAGCAGUGAUAUCAUAAUCCUGACAAUCACACGCUGUAUAGCAAUCCUUUACAUUUACUUCCAGUUUCAGAAUCUAAGGCAACUUGGAUCAAAAUAUAUUUUAGGUAUUGCUGGCCUCUUCACAAUCUUCUCAAGUUUUGUUUUUAGUACAGUGGUAAUUCACUUCCUGGACAAAGAACUGACAGGCUUGAAUGAGGCAUUGCCAUUUUUCCUGCUUCUUAUUGAUCUUUCCAGAGCCAGUGCAUUAGCCAAAUUUGCACUCAGUUCCAACUCACAGGAUGAAGUAAGAGAAAAUAUUUCACGUGGAAUGGCAAUCUUGGGUCCUACAUUUACACUAGAUGCCCUUGUUGAGUGUCUUGUGAUUGGUGUUGGUACCAUGUCCGGAGUACGACAACUUGAAAUCAUGUGCUGCUUUGGCUGCAUGUCAGUUCUUGCCAACUACUUCGUUUUCAUGACCUUCUUUCCAGCUUGUGUGUCCUUGGUCUUAGAGCUUUCUCGGGAAAGUCGGGAGGGGCGUCCCAUAUGGCAGCUUAGUCACUUUGCCCGUGUUUUGGAAGAAGAAGAAAAUAAGCCAAACCCUGUAACACAGAGGGUUAAAAUGAUUAUGUCUUUAGGUUUGGUUCUUGUUCAUGCCCACAGCCGCUGGAUAGCAGAACCAUCUGCUCAGAACAGUACUGCAGAAAACACAGUGGGACUGGAUGAAAAUACACCAAAGAGAAUUGAACCUAAUGUUUCUUUAUGGCAGUUCUAUCUUUCCAGAAUGGCAAGUAUGGAUAUUGAGCAAGUAAUCACUCUUGGUUUAGCCCUUCUGCUUGCUGUGAAAUACAUCUUCUUUGAACAAACAGAAACUGAGUCUACGCUCUCUUUGAAAAACCCUAUAACAUCUCCAUUGAUGAUCCAGAAAAAGAUUCCUGAGAACUGCUGCAGAAGACAAUCUGGACUCUUACAAAAUAAUCAGAAAUCCAGCAUGGGUGAAGAAGCUAUAAUUUCCAAAGAGGGAAAUGCUGAAGUCAUAAAACCUGUAUUAGCAGAGUCAUCAGUCAAAGCUACAUUUGUUGUUGGUAGUUGUGCCCCCAUGGAAACUUCUUCAUUUAAUAGAAAAGAGCCUGAAGUUGAAUUACCCAAAGACCCACGUUCUAUUGAAGAAUGUCUCUGUAUACUUCAAAAUACAGAGAAAGGUGCAAAAUUUCUCACUGAUGCUGAGGUCAUCAACCUUGUCAAUGCUAAGCACAUUCCUGCCUACAAAUUGGAAAUGAUGAUGGAGACUCAAGAACGUGGUGUAUCCAUCCGCAGACAGAUUUUAUCUCAGAAGCUCCCUGAACCUACAUCCUUAGAGUAUCUUCCUUACAGGAAUUACAAUUAUUCUUUGGUAAUGGGAGCUUGCUGUGAAAAUGUGAUUGGAUACAUGCCCAUCCCUGUAGGUGUAGUCGGGCCUCUUUUUCUGGAUAGCAAAGAGUUUCAAGUUCCAAUGGCAACAACAGAAGGGUGUCUAGUCGCAAGUACGAACAGAGGGUGCAGAGCAAUAUGUCUUAGUGGAGGAGCAAGCAGUUGUAUUUUAGGAGAUGGAAUGACUAGAGGACCUGUUGUAAGACUACCCACUGCCUGUCUUGCUGCACAGGUGAAGGCUUGGCUUGAAAACUCUGAAGGGUUUAAAGUAAUCAAAGAGUCCUUUGACAGCACAAGCAGGUUUGCCCGCCUACAGAAGCUUCACAUCAGUUUGGCUGGUCGUAACCUUUAUAUCCGUUUUCAGUCCAAAACAGGGGAUGCAAUGGGAAUGAACAUGCUCUCAAAAGGCACAGAAAAGGCACUGGUAAGACUACAUGAAGAGUUUCCUGAUCUCCAAGUUUUGGCUGUUAGUGGUAACUAUUGUACAGAUAAAAAGCCUGCUGCCAUAAACUGGAUAGAGGGAAGAGGGAAAUCUGUUGUCUGUGAAGCAGUUAUUCCUGCCAAGGUUGUCAGAGAAGUAUUGAAGACUACUACAGAAGCUAUGGUUGAAGUUAAUAUUAACAAGAACUUGGUGGGCUCUGCAAUGGCGGGCAGCAUAGGUGGAUACAAUGCUCAUGCAGCAAACAUUGUUACAGCCAUCUACAUAGCUUGUGGGCAGGAUGCAGCACAGAACGUGGGCAGCUCAAACUGCAUCACUCUGAUGGAGCUAACUGGUCCCACUAAUGAAGAUCUGUAUAUCAGCUGCACAAUGCCUUCUAUAGAAAUUGGAACUAUUGGUGGAGGGACCAACUUACUACCACAGCAAGCCUGCUUGCAGAUGCUAGGGGUUCAGGGGGCAAGCCAAGAUAACCCUGGUGAAAAUGCACGUCAACUUGCUAAAAUUGUGUGCGCCACAGUAAUGGCAGGGGAGUUAUCAUUAAUAGCAGCAUUGGCAGCUGGGCAUCUAGUCAAAAGCCACAUGAUCCAUAAUAGGUCAAAAAUAAAUCUACAGGAUCUUCAAGGAACCUGCACCAAGAAAGCUGCUUGAAUAUUGGAAAAGCUGAAGUUAAGCCUUGUUAAAGAAACUGAUCACAUGUAAAGGAACACUACACAGUAUCUAAAUUUUAGAAGGAAAAUCAUCUUCAAGAAAAUGAUUUCUGUGGAGGAUAAUUAAAAGGCUCAUUAGACUUGUGAUCAAUGAAACUCAUUCUGCCUUUGAACAUCUUCAGUGGUUAAAAAUGGCUCCUUUUAUGGAGCUAUUUCAGAUGUCUUGAACAUGUCUUUUAGAGUUCUAGGGAUUCAUCUUAUCUUAUUCAUUGCUUUCCAAAGGGUCAGUCCUGUGUCUUUAUGGGUUGAAAAUAUGUUAACUUGUAAACUAAUAACCAAGAUGAAAAGUUAUGUUAGGUACGUUGUUUUAAAAAAAUGAUUUGGUUAAAAUUGGAUUGUAUGUAUUUGUCCAUGUGAUCUUCGUUUUCUGGUUAACAAAGUGGUUUUUAAAUAUAAAGUGAUAGCAGCCUACUUGCUAUUGAUGAAUUCCUAAUUUUAAUUUUAUUUGUUCUGAUUUUGAGCUUAGGUAUUAGGCUAUGGGAUAAUUUUACUGUCACAUUAGUUGGUAGAUACAUUACUGUACUUGUAUUUCCCUUGCUGCUGUUCAACUUAAGCAGCAUUAAAAUUAUAAUUGGGUUGCAUUAUUUUUCCGUUAAAGAAAGUACUUAUUUUACAAAGUACAGAAUCAUCUGACAUUAUUCUGUACUGGAACAUAAAAAAAGCAUUGUCCUUAACUCUCCAGGCAUUUUGUUCAGGUAUAAAUAGGAUAUCCUGAGUUUUUUCAAAACUUAACUGAUACGCCUAUAAAAAUGAUACAUCGGGCCAUUUAAAGCUUUGACUGUAUUAAUACAGUUUGUUACACAGUUUUAUAAAAUAGAAAUGGAUUUGAGUGAGUGGAGUCAAGAACAGAUGUUUACAGUUUUAAAAUCUUAUCUUUUAAAGUAUGGUGUUUUUGCACAUGAAUGGCUUGUGGUGUUUGACACUUAUUCCCUCGGAAUAGGUGCAUAGCUACUGCUUAACUUGAGAAAAAAUAAAGCCAGGAAAACCAUGCUGUUAUUUAAUAUUACAGAUGUUUUUAUGUUGGAUUCUUUUUAAGUGUUUUUGUGAAAAAAAUAUUUAUUUUCUAAAAAGUCUAAAUUGUCUGUCUUAUGAAAAAUGCUUAGUAUGGGAAUCCAUUAAAACGACUGAGAAAAGCUAAUACAUCAAACACAGUUGUACACAAAAGUACUGUAUUCGGACCAGUGAGGUAGCUUCAGGUGUUCCUUAAAGUAAUGCAGGAAACCCAGGUUUAUUUUGGGUUGAUUUGCCACUAGGAAAGCUAUGCUACAGAGUUAACCUGUUGGGGCAAGCAUACUAUUAAUGGGCUUGAACCUUUGUCCUUAGCUGGAAGGAUGGUUUUAGCAAGUUGGGUAACAUGCUUCUUACUGGCAUGCAGAAGUGUUCCAGGGGGGAUAAGGGAAUGUUAGUCUCUUAACAUGCACGUCUGGUAUAAAUCAUGAAGUAUUAGUUUGUAGUAAAUCAGAUAAUAUUAAUGCAUUGGUUUCAUAAAGCUAACGUGCAAGCACAAAGACAUACUACAUGCUAGGUAUGCUGUGGUAGCAUGUAAAUAUCAUGAAUGUUUAUCUUCCUGAAGUAUUGUUGUUUAAUAGUUACCAUUUAUUUAUGCAAAGUUGAAACUGCUUUGUUUCUGUGUUCAGCCAGUGAUUUAUUUAAAGUAACACUGAGCUGGCAAUAAGUGGUUGGUUCAGUGUUCAUUUUGGUGAAUAUAACUGACAUUCUGUCUUGCAGAAAUAACAUUUUGUACUAUUACUAAAUUGUGUACAUUUUGGUACAGAAUCCUUUUUCAGUUUCAGUAAAACAAUGGAAAAGCA
Molecule: messenger RNA, 5943 nt
Organism: Alligator mississippiensis (American alligator)
Lineage: Eukaryota; Metazoa; Chordata; Crocodylia; Alligatoridae
Gene: HMGCR
Product: 3-hydroxy-3-methylglutaryl-CoA reductase
Exons: 20
Coding region: 1392-4073 (893 amino acids)
Biological process (GO): isoprenoid biosynthetic process; coenzyme A metabolic process; sterol biosynthetic process
Cellular component (GO): peroxisomal membrane; endoplasmic reticulum membrane
Molecular function (GO): protein binding; hydroxymethylglutaryl-CoA reductase (NADPH) activity; NADP binding
Source: RefSeq, a predicted model, not a curated record